UCUCUCUCCCUCUGCCUGUCUGUCUGUCUGUCUGUCUCUCUCCCUCUGUCUGCCUGUCUGUCUGCCUGUCUGCCUCUGCAGGGGACCAUGUGAUGGACGGUGGGAGCGAGGGGGUGGAUCAGACUUUGCCCCUGCCGGUCGAUAGAGGAGCAACUGGCAGCGUCUUCCUGACUUGACCAGCGAUGUGGCAGAGACUCGUCUUCACGCUGCUCUUCGUCGUGUGCUGCUGCCGCCCGGCGACAGUGUUUGUGGACCCAGACCGGGCCCACGGCGUCCUGGUCCGGACGCGCAGGUUCAACUCUGGCUGGUUGGAGGAGCUGCAGAUGGGCGAUCUGAGGCGGGAGUGUCUGGAGGAGACGUGUUCGUACGAGGAGGCCCGCGAGGUCUUCGAGCACACGGAGACCACGGACGAGUUUUGGAAAACGUACAACGUGGCAGACAGCUGUAAGUCCAACCCCUGUGUGAACGGCGGCAGCUGCUCCGCACAGGAUUCGUCCUACACCUGUUUCUGUUUGCCGCAGUUCAGUGGACUCACCUGUGAACUCGAGCUGCUGGCCGUCUCCAACACCUGCCUGCUGGAGAACGGAGGCUGUGAACAUUUCUGUGACGAUGACGAGGAAGGACGAAGAAUAAACUGCUCGUGUGCUGACGGCUACUUCCUGGACGCUGACGGGUGGAGCUGCGUCGCAGAAGGGUCACUAGCCUGCGGCAUGGUGCCCGUCCUGCAGGGCGGCGACAAAGAGCAGCAGCUCGACUCUCGAGCUCGAAUCGUCGGAGGGACAGAAUGUCCCAAAGGGGAAUGUCCCUGGCAGGUUCUGCUGGUUUAUAAAGGAAAGGGUUUCUGUGGAGGAGUGAUCUACAAACCCACCUGGAUCCUCACGGCGUCUCACUGCCUGGAGGACACCGAGGUCCGGUUCCUGCAGGUGGUCGCAGGCGAACACAACACGGUGGAGGACGAGGGCACGGAGCAGCUGGUCCAGGUGGUCGAGAUCAUCAUGCACGAGAAGUACGUCCCUCGCACGGCCGACAACGACAUCGCCCUCCUCCGCCUGGCGGCGCCCAUCGUCUACACGCCGUACGCCGUCCCCGCCUGCCUGCCGACGCGCCCGCUGGCCGAGCGCGGCCUCUGGGCCGUCAGCCUGCACACGGUGAGCGGCUGGGGGAGGAGGGGCGAGCUCGGGCCCACCUCGCACAUCCUGCGGCGCCUGAAGGUGCCGCGCAUCCGGACGCAGCAGUGCGUGGAGGACAGCGGCGUGACGCUCACGGACAACAUGUUCUGCGCUGGAUACAUCGAGGGCCUGCAGGACUCGUGUAAGGGCGACAGCGGCGGGCCCCUGGUGACGUGCUACAAGAAGACCAACUUCCUGCUGGGCAUCGUCAGCUGGGGGAAGGGCUGCGCCCGACCAGGCAACUACGGGAUCUACACCCGAGUGUCCAACUACCUGGACUGGAUCCACAACCACACGGCGACGACGGGCCGGACCGGGAACGUCACGGAGGCGUCGCUGCACAACCUGACCACCUGAGGGUCAGAGGUCACGCGAGCUGUGGUCGCCUCCAUCCAGCUGUUUCAUAAUCACAUGGUCGUUCCAAUCGUUUUUCAGGUCAAAGGUCACGUGUUUCAAACUAAACACGUGACCUCCUGAUCUCAUGAAUCAGGAGUUUUAAAUUAAUAAAAUCAUCUUUUAAACCUUUGAACUGUUCACUUAUUGACAUUUAUAGUUUUUAAAAUCAUAUUUGUGUUUGAUUUUAUCUUUGUGUGUGUGUUUGUGUGUGUGUGUGUGUGUGUGUGAACACAGUGUUCCAUGUUUCAGGAUCAGGAGCUGUUUAUUAAAAGUGUAGUUCACUUUGUUGAUGGUUAAUAAAUCAUUUCAUCACUUCAAAUACAAUAGU
Messenger RNA from Scophthalmus maximus (turbot), 1893 nucleotides. RefSeq names its product coagulation factor VII (gene f7). Gene Ontology annotation, cellular component: extracellular region. Gene Ontology annotation, molecular function: calcium ion binding; serine-type endopeptidase activity. The record is from RefSeq and is a predicted model, not a curated record. The transcript is spliced from 8 exons. Bases 183 to 1526 code for a protein of 447 amino acids. Lineage: Eukaryota; Metazoa; Chordata; Actinopteri; Pleuronectiformes; Scophthalmidae. Gene Ontology annotation, biological process: proteolysis; blood coagulation.